This is a messenger RNA of Tripterygium wilfordii, 2617 nucleotides long. RefSeq names its product pentatricopeptide repeat-containing protein At5g66631. Lineage: Eukaryota; Viridiplantae; Streptophyta; Magnoliopsida; Celastrales; Celastraceae. Bases 411 to 2390 code for a protein of 659 amino acids. The transcript has a single exon. Gene Ontology annotation, molecular function: protein binding. The record is from RefSeq and is a predicted model, not a curated record.
UUUUACAAUUUUAAAAUUGAAGGUUAAAAUGGUAGACAAUAUCACAAUAUUUGGCGUAGUAGCUCACUCUUUUAAACCAACUAUUUCAAGGACAGACUAAGCCUUACAUGAAAAUUGCUAUCCUAUCUACCAAACAGACGGAUUUCCCUGACCUUGCCACCUUCAUGGCUUCAUCGAGCAUAAAACCCCUCCAAAACCCAUUUUUGAAUCGCGAACUAUUUGCUUGAUAUUGGCUUGGAUUUGACGAAAGGCGCCGUUCGAGGUUCAACCGUACCCUUUUCCUAGUCCUUUCGAACCUUCAUCAGCUAAAGAAAAUCUCUGCAACAAGGCAAGAAUAUACAUUUGUCAUCGUUUUCUUACGCACACCAGGUGUUCGAUUCUAUGACUAUGUAAGCACAGAAGAAUCUGAAAUGCAUUGUAUUAAGUACGCAGUUGCCAUCUUCAAACACCCAAUUCAAGGCAGUAAAGCAACCCAAAUCCACUUCACCAUCCUAACCCAGCAAGCUCGCACCUUUGUCCGUCCCCCAUUUUCCAACAGAGUCACCCACUACCUCCACAGAGCCAAGCUCAUCGACUCUAUCCGUCUAGCUCUCCGCUCUAGCUCCCCCAACUCGCUCCCUUCUCUUCUAAGCAAUACCCGCCUUCUUGACUCCUUUGUGGUCACUCAAGCUCUUCGUUCCGCUCCCUCUGCGGAAUCCGCACUCUCCCUCGUUGAAUACCUCAAAGAAACAGUUCCCCAUUUCGCUCACAGACAAGAUAGCCUCCGCGCGCUCGCCACGGUACUCGCCAAGCACCGCCGGUGCGCUGAACUCAAUUCCUUGAUUGGGGAGAUUGAAGCUGGAAGGUUCGGGAAUGUUCGCAUCAGUUCCAUGAACCUAAUGACGUGGUACGCCACUGCCGGAGACAUUGAUGAGGUUCUAAACGUCUGGAGUGAAUAUAGGCGCAAUGAGAAGGGUGUGUGCACGGAGUCCUACAAUCUUGUUAUGCGGCUCUAUGUGCAAAGGGGAAGGGACGCGGAGGCUGUCCACGUUUUCUGUGAAAUGAUUGAUGAAGGGGCGAUCCCUAAUUCCAGAACGUAUUUUGUCAUGGUUGAGCAUCUUGUGAGCAGAGGAAAACUGGAUGCUGCACUGGAGGUUUUUAAGGUGCUGCCUUUGAUGAGGAUCAAGAGGACUUCAAAGAUGUAUUUGGUUUUGGUUGAAGGAUUUGUUGGUGCUGGAAGGUUUGAUGAAGUUAAACUUUUGCUUAAUGAAAUGUGGGUUGAUGGGAUGUUUCCAGGUCGUGCCAUGCUUGUGGCUUUGCAACAAAUGCCAGAGGCAGGGUUGUUAGGGGAGGUGGAGGAAUUUUGCAGAGAAAUGAUGCCUGACAAGAGGAUAAAGAGCAUUGGAGAUUGUGGAGAGAGCAGUGAGGAUGAUGACGAUGAGGAGGAUGAUCAUGGCUGUAGUGAGAAACAUGUUGAUGGAGUAAAGUUGAAACCGUGGUUGGACCCAAGAGCUUUGGCUAAUGCAUUGAAACAUUGGAGCCCUGAAGAGGUGUCUGCACUGGAGGAUGCUAAAUUUGUGUGGACAACUCGGUUGGUUUGCAAGAUUCUUAGAAAUUUCAAGUCACCAGAAACAGCUUGGAAUUUCUUUUGCUGGGUUGCUUGUCAACCGGGAUUCGAUCAUGAUAUUUACACAGUGCAAAGAAUGAUUAGCCUUUUAGCACGCCAUGGGAUUGUUGAGUUGGUUGAAAAUUUGUUGGACAAAGUUAGGAGGGAAGGAAUGAGAUUGCCCUUCAGCACAAUUAGGUUGAUUAUCGACUUUUAUGGCAUUUCAAAGAAUGCUGAUGCUGCUCUGAAGGUCUUCCAUAAUGAAAGAACGCUCUGUGGUCCAUUAUCAAAAUUUAAUCUUAUGCUUUUGUAUUCUUCCCUAUUACGAACAUUGACCAAGUGUCGAAGGGGUACUGAUGUCCUGGACAUACUUGAUGAGAUGAUUUUAAGUGGAACUUGCCCAGAUAUCCAGACUCUUUCUGGACUGAUGUAUCACUUUGCAACACAGGGAGAUAUAAAAACCGUGCAGCGGCUAUUUGCAAUGGUUAGGCAGAGUGGUUUAGAGCCAGAUGCUUACACUUAUAAAAUAUUGAUCCAAGCUUACUGCAAGUGUGAAAGAGCUGCACUUGCCUGGAGGGUUUUCGAGGACAUGAGGAACUCAAAUUUGAGGCCUGAUUUUGCUACAAAAGAGUUGCUUGUUAAGUGUCUUUGGAAUGAAGGCAAGCGGAAAGAGGCUGCUGCCGUGGAAGAAAUCUGUGAGGAUCUAACGAAUGUUGUACCACUCGCAGUGCGGGGUCACAUUUGGACAGUGUGCUCUGCAGAUCUUGCUAGAGUUUACGAUAUUUAUUCCAGCAGUUUUACAUAAAGUGAGCUGCAUGAUACUUCAGAUGGAAAAUUAAGUUAUGAUCUUCAAAACUGAUAAUGGUGAGAGUUCAUUGCAUCAAUAACUCAUGUUUUCUGAAGCAUCUCCUAAUAAUCCUGUAGCCAAUGUUGAAUCACUAGGUGAUAUUACCGCACUUGCUUGAGGAUACGAGCAGUUUCAGAGGGUCUAUUACUGGUUCUAUCUUAUACUAAGGUAUAUCUUGUUCUAUA